Podarcis raffonei (Aeolian wall lizard) is the source of this 2198-nucleotide messenger RNA. It is a transcript of the gene GLE1, whose product is annotated as GLE1 RNA export mediator. The coding region runs from base 54 to 2141 and encodes 695 amino acids. Gene Ontology annotation, biological process: regulation of translational termination; regulation of translational initiation; poly(A)+ mRNA export from nucleus. Gene Ontology annotation, molecular function: phospholipid binding; translation initiation factor binding; inositol hexakisphosphate binding. Gene Ontology annotation, cellular component: nuclear pore; cytoplasm; nuclear pore cytoplasmic filaments. The transcript is spliced from 16 exons. The record is from RefSeq and is a predicted model, not a curated record. NCBI's taxonomy places the organism in Eukaryota, Metazoa, Chordata, Lepidosauria, Squamata, Lacertidae.
CUAGGAAACGCGGCCUAGUCGUUUCCCUGCCCUUUUCGAAGCCUCGGAGCGGCAUGGAGUCGCAGCGGCUCCGCGGGCCGGCGCUGGCGGCGCUGCGGGCCAGCGGGAAGGGGCGGCUGCGCUACGGGCCGGAGUGGAGCGCCGAGCUGGGAGAGGACAUCUUGGAGGUCCACCGCUCCCCCGCCUUCCUCUCCCCCCAGGCGGGAUGGAUCCUGGGCCGGAUCGCCCGGUCUCCUCGCGAGGAGGAGGAGACGCCGGAGGGCUCGGCCCGGGGGGAGGCCGCCCUCCCCGAAGCCCUGCCCCUUGCGUCGCCGGGCGGAAGCCCCGCCCCCCGGGCGGAGGCGCCGAGAGACGCGCAGCGCCCCGAGAAGCGGAGGGAUCCACCCAGCGACCCGGAAGCCCCCGCCCCCAAAGGCCCCGGGAUCGAGGGGAUCCUGCGCCUCUACGACCGGAUCCGGGCGGCGGAGGGCGAGGAGGAUCUGCGGCGCCGCCAGGAGAUCCAGGAUCUGGCCAGCCGGGCGGCCUAUGGACAAUCCUGGGAGCUUCUCAAGCGCUUUGACGAGAUGAGAGAGUUGAAGUCCCACCAGGAGUGGCAGGAUCUCCGGCAGGAAGUGGAGAGGAGCUCCAAAGAAGCCCAGGGCCAGCAGGAGAAGCUGAAGGAGGAGCACCAGCGCCGGGCCAAGCUCCUCAGCCGCAAGCUCCGCGAAGCGGAGCAGCGCCGGCUCCGGCAGGAAGAGGCGGAGCUCCAGCGCCGGGAGGCGGGACAAGGCCGCCUCCGCCGCCUCUACGCCGCCCAGGAAGAGCUCCUGCAGGCCAACCGGGGACUCGGGUUCGAGGCCGGCCAGGGAGGCCCCGCCUACGCCCCCUACGCCGAGCGCGGGAACCGGAUCUGCGGGGAGGUGUCGGCCCUGGUGCGGACGGCGAGUGAGAGAGGAUUCCCCGAUCCCGCCGACCUCGCCUCCGCCGACCGGGCCCUCCUGGAAAUGCGCAAUCUCCUUUCCGGCUUGCGGGAAGAGAUCUCCCUCGCCGCCGAGAGGAGGAAGCAGGAAGAGGAAGCCGAAAAAGCGGCGGCGGCCGAGAAGGCGGAAAACGAGAAAAACGAGAAAAUAGCCAGUGGCCAGGAUCCGGAAAAAGCUCCGGUCCCGGAAAGUUCUGGAAAGCUCCGGAAAAACGGGCUCCAGCUGAAGUCCGACGAAAAGACCCUCCAGUGGUACCAGCAGCUCCAGGACCAGUUGGACCAGUGUGUGGAUUCCUUUGCCGGCCUGGCCAAUAGCAAAGACCGCCAGGAAAAGAAGAUCAAGAUGGAUCUCCAGAAAGCCGUCACCACUCCUGUCAGUCAAAUCUCAACCAGAGCAGGAUCCCAGCUGAAGGAGAUCUUUGACAAGAUCCACGCCUUACUCUCCGGGAAACCCGUCCGAUCCGGCGGACAAAGCGUUUCCGUCGCUCUCCACCCGGAAGCCCUCAACUUUUCCUACUACAAACUGGCGGAAAAAUUCGUGAAACAAGGGGAGGAGGAGGUGGCCUCCCACCACCAGGCCGCCUUCCCCAUCGCCGUGGUGGCUUCUGGGAUCUGGGAGCUCCACCCCCCGGUCGGCCACUUCCUGUUGGCCCACCUCCACAGGAAGUGCCCCUACGCCGCCCCCCUGCGGCCGGGGCUCCCGGAGGGGGCGUCGCCCGAGGAGGGGCGGAGGCUCCUGGGCUACCAAUCCCACGACUCGACCCCGGAGCCCCAGGACAACUUCCUCAAGCGCAUGUCCGGAAUGAUCCGCCUCUACGCCGCCAUCUUGACUCUGCGAUGGCCCUACGGGGAUGGGCAGGGGAACCACCCGCACGGACUCAACCAGGCCUGGCGCUGGUUGGCCCAGACUUUGAAUUCGGAGCCAUUGGCCGACGUGACAGCCACCAUCCUCUUCGACUUCCUGGAGGUCUGCGGCAACGCCCUCGUGAAAGUCUACCAGGCCCAAUUUUGGAAGAUGAUCAUCUUGAUCAGAGAGGAAUAUCUGCCAAGGAUCGAAGAGAUCACCAGCACCGGCCAAAUGGGAUCCUUCAUCCGGUUGAAGCAGUUUCUGGAGGAAUGUUUGCGGCGGAACGAAAUUCCCCUCCCCAAGGGAUUCCUCCCCCCGUCCUUUUGGAGGUCGUGACUCCGCCCCCGAUUUUUCCGGAACGUUCCGGGGUCGUUUCCGGGGAAACAGGAAGAA